AUGGCCCCUACUCGUGCCCCUGCAAGCUCCAGGGGUGCAAGCUGAGCGGCGCGCGCGCCACCGCCGGUUCCUUCACGCUCAAGCUCCCCCCUCAGCUGCCCACGGCCACCCUCAUACAUGCCACCAGGUAUGCAGCACACUAUACUGGUGCCAUACAUCCCCACCCAUGAUCUCCCUUCCUAGCCCUCCUAGCGCCGCCCCAUCCAUCGUCCCAUGCUCUCCACUUGCGUUGCGUUGCUUUGCUUUGCUUGACCUGAACUUUGCUGCUGCUGCUGCUGCUGCUGCUGCUGCUGCAACACAUUCAUGUACAUGUACAUGUAAGCGACGCCCGCUGCCCUCUUUGCCUGCCUGCCCGCCUGCCUGCUGCUGCUGCUUACCAUACAUACCGCCGUACGAGCGAGCGCCUGCCACGCUUCCAUCAUCAUCAUCCGCCCACCCACCCACCUUCCUCACCCUCUUCCUCUCUCAUACACCCUCUCCCCCAACCUAUUUUCUUUCCCCUUUCCCCACCCACUCCUCCCGCCUUGAGCAACAAACUCCGCCAUGGAUACCAUGGGCAUUACGUCCCGCGAACAGCUCGAGCUCCUGCGCAGCUCGGCUUUCGAGUCGGAGCACGCACAGCUCUACGACACCUCAUAUAUGGAGCAUGAAACCGCCGCCCGCGCCCUCGAACUCGAAAUCGAACACUCGCUCGCCAGCAUCUCGCCCGACGAGAAUUCCGACGAACACCGCCGUGUCAUUCGCACCCAAAUCACCAUCCACAGAGAGCGCCAGCGCGCCCUACGCCCGCACCUGGAGAGUGGAAGUGGGAGAGAGGAUGAGGAGGGGAACGAGUGUGUCUUCAUCCCCGCCCCCAACCACUGGGGCGCCAACGGCGACCUGGACGAGGAGAGCGGAAGUUUAUCUUCGGUGCACAACCUCCUCACUUGGCAGGCCGGCUAUUCCCCCAUGACAUACACACCCAUGUGGGAGGAGUUGCCGUCACCGGAUAUCCCAUACUACUCCAUGCUCGACCCCGCCGCCCCUCCCAUCACAUACCACCUGCACCGCACACGUGAAUGGUCCACUUCGGCCUGCCGCAAAUUCAUCUACACGGCACGUGAAUACUCGGAUAAGUACUCCCUCUACCAGCUCGAAGCUUCCCACCGAGGCGACAACCAAGUCACCGCCGCCGACUUCUUCCGCGUGGCCGAAUACCCUCAACCCGCCAUCUCCAUUCUUUUCUCCGGCAUCGACAAGCAGCGCGACGCAAAAGCCGCCUACAAAUCCCGCUGCAUCCACCUUCGAGGCCCCUUCUCCACCCCCAUCAAGGAGUACCCGGAUCGCCAGAACAAGAUCCCCUGGUCCCCACGCCGCUUUACCUAUGGUGGACGCCGCUUCGUCUGGAAGUCGGGAGAUUCGCACGAUGAUGUCAUGCCCGAGACCCUGUACGAAUUCCAGCGGGACUGGGCAAAACCAGGGAGCCGCAGCGGGAAGCGAAUGGACGACGCACGCCCCAUCAAACUAGUCUGGGGCGAGAAGAAGAGAAAAGGCAAAGUCGAGAGCUACACGAUCCAUUUCGCUGGCGGAAUCGAUCAAGUCUUCCGAGAGCUGCUGCUGGCUAGCCAAAUGGCCAGGCAAGUAUGCUUGUUCAGCGCCAUGGAAUAA
This is a messenger RNA of Periconia digitata, 1647 nucleotides long. NCBI's taxonomy places the organism in Eukaryota, Fungi, Ascomycota, Dothideomycetes, Pleosporales, Periconiaceae. The record is from the annotation of a GenBank genome assembly.